AUGUUUGCGCAGCGCAAACUGAACGAGGGCAAAGGAAAGGACACAACACAGGUGCUCCUCUCCUCUGUCCUCGUUCAAUUUUGGCUGUGGAAACAUGUCGGCGCAGUAUUGCUUGGCAACUGCGGAUGGUACGACAAGACGUGCUGGGCCGCCACCGUGCAACGAUUCAGUGGGGCAGCUAACGACACCGGCGUUGAUGACGUCAGCGAUGGCUCGUGCCACAACGAGGUGGUGACCGAGUGCGUGCGCAAGCUGGACCUGUUGUCACGCAACAAGAGCCUCGCCUUCGCCACCACUGAGGCCGAGCUGAAGCGGAUAUGCGACCACCUUACGGACGCCAUGGAAUGCGUGAACGGAUUCACGCGGCGCUGCUUCAACGAGCGACAGCGCGAGAUCUACCGACGGCUCACCAGUGGAGCUGCUCAACUCAUCGAAGACUUCUGUCAGGAAGGGUCUCGAUUCAGACUGACCUACCUGAAGCAUUCCAAGUGCUACAAGCAGUUGCAAGACGACUACAAUUACUGCGCAGCGGUCUACAUGGCGCAACGAGCCGAGCUUCAAGGGCAGAUGCUGAGCACACAGGAGAAGAUACGACUGUCUUGCUGGCAAAUGGACGGAUACAAGAACUGUGCCAAGGCUGCUGUGCUCCGGCGUUGCAACGCAGAAGCGGCCGAGCUUGCUGAAGACAUCAUCGUCAAGGCUGGUGGCUACCUUGUUUCGACGCACUGUGCCGGGUACAGGAUCGACGAGCCCACUUGCAGCAGCUGUUCUACACGAGUAGUCCAAGCACUGAGCGUCACAUUGGCGGCUCUCGCGUGCUACCUUGUCUUCUCGAGAAGACAGUAACCAAAGUCUUAGGACACCUUGCGGCCAAAGAAAACUAAACUCGGCGGCUGGUCCGCAGCGGUGUGACAUUCGAUCAUCAAGAAGCAAAGAGUGUUCACAUGUGGUCAUGACCUCGCCAACGCUCGGCGGUCACGUGAACCACUGUAUUUUCUUCUUGGGAAGACAGUUGCCAUCUCACUCUGGCACAGAGCAGUGGAAGGAUGGACACUCCAGCGUUUGCAACGCAAUGGUCGGGCUUCCGAAUUGAAGGCUGUGAGCGAGUGCUCCGCAAGAAGUGUAGUGUUCGUGUUUCCGGCAGUAAGGUCUUCAUCGACAUCCUCCGCAAGUCAUCAGCUUUCCUCGUACUCAGUGACACAGAAUAUGGUGGCUAUAGCAUCGUGGGUAGGUAGUGAACAGACAGCUGCGAGCAAGAUAUGUUCACCUUUACAGUGUGCUCAUGUGGACUUGUAUGCACCUCCAUUAAGAGUAGAUUUAAUAGUGUUAUAAAGGACGGGGAAGGCAUCACACUGACGCAGUGAGUCAUUCUGUGUCCAUUGUAGCACUGUCGAAUCUGCUCUAUGCGACAAUGACGUGCGCGGCGACUUGCCGACAGCUAUAGACUAUGUGAUCUGCAUUCUUCAGCGCGAUACAAUUGAUAUCGCCCUGAUGCGCGCAGCGGACACAGGAUGGGAAGCGUGCUCGUCUGAUCGCAGUGAUUAAGUACCGAAGCAACGAGCAAAAAAAGGCCCACGGAUGCGGUCAGCAUCCUUCGGAUGACAGUGACAACGAGCAGUUCAACGAAAAAAUGUGCGGUGAAAAGAAA
Molecule: messenger RNA, 1648 nt
Organism: Rhipicephalus sanguineus (brown dog tick)
Lineage: Eukaryota; Metazoa; Arthropoda; Arachnida; Ixodida; Ixodidae
Exons: 5
Coding region: 1-846 (281 amino acids)
Source: RefSeq, a predicted model, not a curated record